UCUUUCUAUUUUUAUUAGGUUUCAGUUCCUUAACGGAACAAGAAGCGUCGUCGGGAAUACUUCUGGCAAUAAUAAAUAAUUUAUUAAAUAUAUAGCAUAUUAUUUUUGUAUUUUGUAUUUUUAUACUUUUCUUUUUUUUUUUGAUAAUCUUUUUCUCUAUAUUUCAAAUAGAUAGAGUGCUAGAGAUGAAAUUAACUUUAUUUUUCGUGGCAAUAAAUAUGCUAGUAUUGCAUAUUUCUGCCGAAACGAUGCAUAGAAUCCCUCUAUACUAUCAUAACAAAAGAUCUUCUCAUGGUGGGCAUUCAAAAUAUGUAUCUGCAGGUGCCAAGGAAUUAAGAGAUGGUAUGCUUGGUGGUGUCGUUCAAAUCGGUAAUCCACCUCAAAACUUUACAUUGGCAUUUGAUACAUCUACAGGAUUUACGUGGGUACGUGACAUUGAUUGUAACACUAAGAAUUGCAAAGGACGUAAAGCAUAUGAUCCCAAAGAAUCAACUACCGUGGACUCUACUGGUCAUUCUUUUGUUUUAGAUUAUGGUAAAGGCAUUGUCGAUACAACCAUCUACGAAGAUACAUUUCAUUUCGCAGGAUUAACUGUCAAGCGAAUGCCCUUUGGCGGUGCCUAUGAGAUGAAAAAGUUCAAUAAAGGGUUCGAUGGUUUUCUUGGUCUAGGCAGAAAUAUCAAUCUCAAUAGUAAUGCUACUGUUCAUUAUUCAAAGCGUAGCGGCGAUCAAAUUCCUACCUCGGGUUUUAUUCCUAACGCUUACCAACAAGGUAAUGGAUUAUCGAGUUCUCAAUUUGGUAUGUACACUACUUUCAUCAGUAGUGAUGGUGGUAGUGGCUUUUCGGAUUCUGGCUCAGUCUCUUCAACUACUAACCCAACAUCGGCUGGAACUCAUUUUACUAAACGUUCUCAUCAUGAACAACCUGCAGGCUAUUUAGUUAUUGGCGGAGUUGACAAAAGUGCUAUAAAAGGCAAUGUAUAUUAUGUUGAUACUAAACAUAGUCAUCAUUCUGAUUCCGGAAAUUGGGCUGUUCCUGUAACAGCAGCUAAAUUUAAAGAUAAUCAUUCAUUCAAAGUUAGUCCCAAGGCUAAAGCUAUUUUUAGUUCAUCAACAGACGUAAUAGGAUUACCUAAUGCACAAGCCGAGGAAUUUAGAAAACGUUGGUACGCUGAAUAUGAUAAAAGCGAUAAUACAUUCAAGGUACCUUGCUGUUUAAUGAAUAGACUUACGUCUUUUGCAAUUACAUUUGGAAAGGUUGAAGCUGUUGUUCCUCCUUCUUAUUGGAGUGAGUCUCGUAAGACAACUACUUGUUGUGAAAUGUGUCAUACUCAUAUUGGGAAGAGUGAUUCAGAUACUGACUAUGUUAUUGGAAGAGCUUUUACAUAUGCCUUUUAUACUCAAUUUGACUUUGAAAAGAACAGAGUUGGAUUAGCAAUGAAGAAACAUCAAAAAAAUGAUGGACUUAAACUUAUAAAACAUUAGCUUUAGUCAUUAAAUAGUUAUAUACCAAUAUUGUUCUUUUUUGAUCUUUAUAAUUAGGAUAAUCUGUAUUAGUUUGAAUAAAUAUUAUUAUUUGCUGUUUAAUAAUA
Messenger RNA from Cokeromyces recurvatus, 1591 nucleotides. Its product is annotated as aspartic peptidase domain-containing protein. The transcript is spliced from 3 exons. The record is from RefSeq and is a predicted model, not a curated record. Gene Ontology annotation, molecular function: aspartic-type endopeptidase activity. The coding region runs from base 186 to 1484 and encodes 432 amino acids. Lineage: Eukaryota; Fungi; Mucoromycota; Mucoromycetes; Mucorales; Mucoraceae. Gene Ontology annotation, biological process: proteolysis.